AUGGAAUCUUUUCAACGCUUUGCUAACGAUGCCGCUACGGCUUUCUCUCGUGCUAGACAGUAUACUGAAGAGAAAAUUGGCCAUUCAGAAAAGACUCAAUACGAUCCUCAAUUUGAAAAUUUACAACGUAGAGCUGAUCGUACCAAAGUAUGGACUGAAAAACUCUGCAAACAAAUGGAAAAUGUUCUACAGCCUAAUCCAACUGUUCGAAUGGAAGAAUUUUUCCUUGAAAAAUUGGAUAAGAAAAAACGUCCAAGAUUGACGAAUCAUGAAGUUCUUGGUCAAUUAAUGACAAGUGCUGGCAAUGAUUAUGGACCUAACACUGCUCUUGGUGGUGCUUUAAUUAAGGUCGGAAAUGUGCAAGCAAAGAUUGGUUUAUCCGAGAGGGAAUUUGUUGAAACUUCCGCUAGAAAAUUUAUAAAGCCAUGCAAAACCUAUAUAGAAAAUGAUUGCAAAUCUAUCAGCAAAGAAAGAAAACUACUCGCUGUCAAGAGAUUAGAUCUAGAUGCCUGUAAGAGUAAAUUAAAGAAAGCUGUCAGUACGGAAAAAGCUCAAGCGGUAAUUUUUGUAAUACUGCAGGCUGAUAACGAUUUACGUGCUGCACAAAGUGAAUUUGAUCGUCAACAUGAAAUAACAAAGUUGAUGUUGGAUGGCGUUGGAAGUACACAUACCAAUCAACUCCGUAGUUUAGGAGAAUUUGUUGAAGCACAACUUAAGUAUUAUCUUACUAGCUACCGUGAAUUGAUCGAGUUGCAAAAGCAAUUAAACAGCACCGACGCAUUUGCACCUAACGCCACUGUUGGUACAAACUCAACUUCUAGGGACGAUAUCGCUAAUGAAGAAAUGUCUCCAUUGAAGCCUGCGGUUAAUGUAGCAAGUCGUGCCAAAGUACUAUACGAUUAUGAUGCUGCCAAUGCUUCUGAAUUAAGUCUAUUAGCAGACGAAAUUAUUACAGUUCUUGCUGUCCCAGGUAUGGAUGAAGACUGGAUCAUGGCUGAGAGAGGCAAUCAAAGAGGCAAAGUUCCAACAACAUAUAUCCAGAUAUUGUCUUAAAAUUGACUGUAUGGGCGUUAUUAGCAAAAACAUUAUCCCUUGUAGGGUUCAUCUAUGGUUUAAACUAGGAAAAAUAACAAAUUAAGUCAUCAGUAUCUGAUAUGCUAAGACUAAAAAUACUACUACGACACGUACUCGUACAAUAUCAUCGCAUGUACUGUAUUGUUAUUAAUAGGCAUCGAUUCUACGGUUAUCAUUCAAUUGAUGUUUUUUAGUUGUAGAAAGUAUAUUAUAGUUUAUUAACACCUAACUAACAGUAACCAUCCAUAAUACAAAAAUAUUGAUAAGUUUUUGCUUCAGCCGAGUAUAUAGUAUUACGAUAAUUCUAUUUUUAGAUCGACAUACUUGCAUACAGUAGUAUAGUACGGUAGGAUGUGAUAGCAAAAUGUUUUACCGUCAACUGAUGAAAAGUUUAGAUUUAACUCUAGUUAUUUUCAUUGCAAGGCAU
Messenger RNA from Trichoplax adhaerens, 1501 nucleotides. RefSeq lists its product as hypothetical. Lineage: Eukaryota; Metazoa; Placozoa; Uniplacotomia; Trichoplacea; Trichoplacidae. Bases 1 to 1053 code for a protein of 350 amino acids. Gene Ontology annotation, biological process: membrane organization. Gene Ontology annotation, cellular component: membrane; cytoplasm. The transcript has 8 exons. The record is from RefSeq and is a predicted model, not a curated record. Gene Ontology annotation, molecular function: protein binding.